Molecule: messenger RNA, 781 nt
Organism: Perca fluviatilis (European perch)
Lineage: Eukaryota; Metazoa; Chordata; Actinopteri; Perciformes; Percidae
Product: vitelline membrane outer layer protein 1 homolog
Exons: 4
Coding region: 60-692 (210 amino acids)
Source: RefSeq, a predicted model, not a curated record
ACCCCCCGGUACUUGUUAGUUGGCAUUUCAGAGUGAGACACUACCUGAUUGCUGUCAAUAUGGCGAGUCUUUUCACCGUUGUGGCCAUGCUGGCGGUGAUGUCCAGUGGGUUAUGUGAGGAGAAAACCUUUCUGCAGCGAGCUGGUGUGGCCUUUAACAGCAGACAGUACAGAUCUCUGCUUACUGUGAACAACGGAGAGCAGUUUGGAAACUGGACCUGGCCCGAGAUGUGUCCUGACAAGUUCUUCGCUGUUGGCUUCAGUGUUAGGGUGGAGUCUAACCAGUACGGGGCGGAUGACACCGCUCUGAAUGGGAUCCGCCUCAUCUGUGCCAAAGACGGGAGCCGAAGCUUCCUGUAUUCUAUUGAAUCCCACAGUGGCUACUUCGGUGAAUGGACCCAGCCCCAGUACUGCCCCAGUGGCAUGCUCUCCUCUUUCCAGAUCCGCGUGGAGCCCCAUCAGGGUCUUUUCGGUGAUGACACGGCCAUCAACAACAUCAAGUUCCGCUGCAGCAGCAACCCGACGCUGGAGGCGGCCGGCAUGGACUGGGGAGAGUACGGCCACUGGAGCCAGGAGUGUCACGAUGGUGGAAUCUGUGGCAUCGAGACAAAGAUGGAGGAAUACCAGUAUGGCCUGGACGACUCCAGCCUCAAUGAUGUGCGCUUCCAUUGCUGUGCCAAGCCUCAGCAGUGAUCGGCAGGUGAAUAUCAGCACGCCUGAGCAGUUUGAUCCAACGCCCUGAAUUCGAAGCUGACAAAUAAUAAAAAGCUCAUUUGAAUUGC